AUGACCGCCUUCGCAAUGGAGUCGACACCCGCCCCUCGUUCGGUGGAGUUUGUCCCCGCCAAGAACCCUGCUAUUCGACGAAAAUCCCGCCAUCUGUACGAGCUCCUCAACCCAAAGAAGCCUGAGGAGACGCUUACUUUCGACACUGGUCAAGUGAAGCAGAUCGUGCUCAUGGACAAGCGUCUCCGAGAGGAAGGCAUCGUACGAUCUGUCCCCGCCGGUUACGCAGAGUUUGCUAGUCGGUUUAACCAGUACGCUACCAGACCUGAGCGCUUUGCGACAUACAGCUUCGAGAAUGGGCGUUAUCGGAUUUCCAAGGAAGGGAAGCCAAUUAGAUUGGAGCAAUUCCUGAUAGACGAGCCUGUGGCCGGGCCCUCGACAGAACGCAAACGCGGAGACUCCAGUUCGAACCCCUUUCGCUCAGACUCGGCGCCGUCUCCUGUUGCAGAGGAAACUGAUGAAGACAUACAGCUGAAUGCACUGUCUACACACAUGAACGGAGCAUUGGAGACAAUGGACGAGCUGACAAAAUUCUGGACAAGACGAGGUGUCAUCGAACAUGAAUAUGCAUCUCGUUUAGCUCAGCUAGCCGAGACUCCCAUUGGCAAGGACCAACCUAAGGAACUGCUCGACGCCAUCGACGCAUUUCGAAUUGAAGCUGCACGACAAUCAAUGUGUCAUCACAAGCUGUCCCAACAACUUGCCAUUGAUAUCGAAUCUCGUUACCUCAACUUCCACAUGAAACAGCAGAGCCACUGGCGCGACGUGUACGAACCAACAGCGAGAUUUCUACGGGAGAAGCCAUUAGAAUCACCUUUGGAGGAGAGCGGUAUUUCGAGACAAUGGAGGAGAGAGUACAGGAAUCUUCGCCAUGAUCUUGACGCGAUGCGCCUGGACUCGGUCAUGGAGAGCCAUGGACUCAAUCAAGAACCAAGUUCAUCUCGAAGGUUCAGCGCCCCGCCCAAUCCCCGCAACAUGCCUGCGAUACACGCCAAAAGCUGGAAAAAUCUUCAUGAUUCAUGCGAAAAAUUAGAGACAGAACGAUAUCAGCUCCUCAAAACGACCCUCGGAGUAUUUGCUGAUGCAAUGGCAACAGUCCGCGCUGCUGAUGACGAGUCUUGUGAGCGCCUGCGCGCGUCGUUCGAUCUCUACAACCCCACCGAUUCUGUGGAGAGUUUCAGUCAGACAUGUAAACUACCACCUGCAGCGAUCGAAGAAGCUGUUCCAGAAAUCCGCCCUCGACAACCAUCGUCUAUACCUCGCCCUGUUUCUGUCGCAGUUCCUUAUUCGACUGCAUCAUCAACAGAGGAGGCGCUUCCGGAUGGCCAUCGACGACAACCGUCAUCACUUCAACGAUCAUUUUCGACAUCUAUUGCGAAAGUCCUGAGGACGGCCUCUCGGCCUACGCCAGCUUCACCUUCAUCGUCGCCACGUCGGUUACCUCUACCUACGCUCCCAAUUGGCCCCCGGAAAGGGACCCCUCUCGUCGCUCCUUCAAAGCCCGUCUCUACUCCUCCUCCACCGACAAUUUUAAUUCGGACGCCUGAACCCCCUGUCCGUUCCGACCUGCAACCUGUCCGUCGACACCAGUCAACCCGGAAUCCUAGCUUAGAUUUAACGGCAGAGUUACCGAUGCCUAAACCAUCGCAGCCUUUAUACGAGCAACGGCUGAGCAGGGCGUCAUUCCGAGUCUCAAGCUACAGCACCAUGCCGUUUAUCCGGUUCUACAAAUCUGAAGAGUGA
Cyclocybe aegerita is the source of this 1743-nucleotide messenger RNA. NCBI's taxonomy places the organism in Eukaryota, Fungi, Basidiomycota, Agaricomycetes, Agaricales, Hemipholiotaceae. The record is from the annotation of a GenBank genome assembly.